This is a messenger RNA of Ornithorhynchus anatinus (platypus), 3661 nucleotides long. RefSeq names its product roundabout guidance receptor 4 (gene ROBO4). Gene Ontology annotation, biological process: axon guidance; cell-cell adhesion. The record is from RefSeq and is a predicted model, not a curated record. The transcript is spliced from 18 exons. Lineage: Eukaryota; Metazoa; Chordata; Mammalia; Monotremata; Ornithorhynchidae. Gene Ontology annotation, cellular component: axon; plasma membrane. The coding region runs from base 223 to 3183 and encodes 986 amino acids. Gene Ontology annotation, molecular function: protein binding.
GCCAGCCGGGGAGGAAAUGGCCGCUUCCUCCCCCUCCUCCUGGGCGGGACUCCUGGUCACAAACAAGGCACAGCCUCCCGGUCCCGUUCCGUCUUCUGCCGCCCGCCGCCCCGUCCCACCCUGAGGGGCCCAAGGCAGCAGAGUGACCUCUGGAGAGACCAGACGGGAGCUUCCGAGGGGCCCGGGGGACCCUGCUGAGAGCGGGGUUUCCCACGGGAAGAGAUGAGGGUCUGGGACACGGCACUGCCCUUGCCGGGCCUGCUCCUACUCUUCUUGAGCUCCCGGGCCCAAGAAUCCCAGCCCCGCGGCCUCGCCCCACAGGAGGGCUCGCUGAGCCGCGGGCCUGGAACCGCCACCCUCAGCUGUCGUGCGCCGGGAGGCCCCCCGUCCGCUGUCCGCUGGCUCUGGGACGGGGAGCCCCUGAGCUCCAGCCCCCCUGGCCCUCACCGCCUCCUCUCCGACGGCUCCCUCCUCCUCCUGCGGCCCCCUGCGAGAGGCCGGGCCCGCUCCGACCAGGACGUCUUCACCGACCAGGGAGUCUACACCGACCAGGGCGUCUAUACUUGCGAGGCCAUCGAUGAGCUCGGCCCGGGGGCCGGAAAGGGGGUCAGGCUCCCCGUGUCAGCUCUGCGCGAGGACUUCCGUCUGCAGCCCCGAGACGUGGCGGCCGGGGAGGGGGAGCGGCUGGUGUUGGAGUGCGAGCCCCCGCGCGGCCACCCCGAGCCCAGCGUCUCCUGGAGGAAGGACGGGGAGCCCCUGGUCCCGGUGACCGGCCGGCACGUGGUGUCCAGGGGAUCCCUGCUGGUGACCCGGGCGGAGAGAAGCGACUCGGGCAACUACAUGUGCGUGGCGACCAACGCGGCUGGUCAGCGAGAGAGCCGGAUCGCCAGGGUGUCCAUAGGGGAGUCCCCGGCCUCCGCCCCUGAUGAGCCUCUGAAGCUGCUGGUUCUGCGUGUCCAGCUGGAGAAUGCGACGGUGCUGACCACCGGCCCGGGAUCCGGUUCUGGCCCAGCCGUGCAGCUCACCUGGAAUGAGGUAGGUCCCGCCGCCCCCGCCCAGACCUACACGGCCUUGUUCCGGGCCUGGGACCCCUCGGGGUCGGAGGGGUCGAGAGGCCUGGGCGGCCCGUGGGUGGAGAGUCCCCUGCAGGGCAGAAGGAGGGCGGAGUUGCGGGGCCUGGACUGGGGCCGAGGCUACGAGAUCAAGGUGAGGCCGUCCUCCGGCCGGGCCCGGGGCCCAGACAGCAACGUGCUGAUUCUGCAGCUGCCCGAGCAAGUGCCCGGCGCCCCUCCCGAGGCUGUCACUCUGUACCGUGGCAACGACACCAUCGUGGCAAGCUGGGCCCCACCCCCGCCGGAGACCCACAACGGCCUCAUUCUCGGCUACCAGGUCCAGUGCCUGGUUAACGCCUCGAUGCCUCCCGCCAACUGGAGCGUAGCCGCCAGCCCGACCCACGCAGAGAUCGGCGCCUGGGUGCCCGGCUCCUACUGCGUUCGGGUGGCCGCCGUCACCGGGGCCGGGGCCGGAGCCCUCAGCCGCCCCGUCUGCAUCCUCAUCGAGCUGCCGCGGGAGUGGGAGGCCCGGGACCCCGGGAAGGUUCAGCUGCUGGAGCUGGAGCAGCUGCAGGAGACGCUGCGCCGGCCGGAGGUCAUCGCUGGAGCCGGGGCCGGGCUGUGGCUGCUGCUGCUGGGGGCGGCCGUGUGCUUGCGCCGCCGGCGCCGAGGGGGGCCCGGCCUGACCUCGGGACUGUACAGAUACUCCAGUGCCGACACCAUCCUAAAACACCGGCUGGACCUUAGCGAGUCGCCGUGGCUGGCGGACAGCUGGCGCUCCGCGUCCGGCUGCCGGGACCUGAGCAGCCACAGCAGCCUGAGCAGUCGGCUGGGCGGAGACACGCGAGACACCCUGGAUGGCCGCCGCUCCCUGAUUUCCAGCGAGCGCCGCAGCCCGGGGGUCCCCCUCCUGCCGGACACCAGGACUUUCUACGGCUCCCUGAUCGCCGAGCUGCCCCCUGGCCCCCCGGGGCCCCGACCGGCCCGGCGCCUGGCCCCGCAGCUCGCCCGUCUCUCCAGCCCCUGGCCUAGCUCUGAUAGCCUCUGCAGCCUCCGCCGGGUGACCCCUCCCCUGCCCCACUCCGUCGCCCCCCCAGCGGCCUGGAGGAGGGGGGCGAAGCUCGAGCUCCAUCAGGCAAACAGCUCUCCCCUGCCGCCCGCCAGCCGCCCCGGGCAACCGUGGAGCUGGGAGCUGGGGGGCGGUGACACCGGGGUCCUUUCCCGGCGCCCACGAGCCGUACCCCGGACGAGGGCUUCUUGGAGACCCCUAGGGACUCAGCUCCUGGCCCCCCUCCCCCCGGCGCCCCCGCCCCCUCAGAGCCAGCAGCACCCCUCUGACAGAGGCACCUCGGACCCAUGGACGUCUUCGUCGCUGCCCCCGGCGGCCCCCGCCCCACCCCCUGCCCCCAGCUCCCUCGACCCCUCCAUCUCCAGCCCGACUUCCAGCCGGCUGUCCUCCUCCACGCUGUCCUCCCUGGGGGACGAUCGGGACAACGUGCUGACCCCCGAGGACGUGGCCCUGUGCCUAGAGCUCGGCGAGGGGGAAGAGGGUCCUAGGAUCGGCUCUCCCCUUCCACGAGCCCCAUCCCCUCCCACCAGUUUUGGCUACAUUCCAGCUGCCUCUGGGCUGGUGGGGGCGGGGGCCAGAGAGGGGCCUAAAGACCAGGCCCCCCUGUGCCCAGCCCGGCCAUGCCGCACCCCUUCACCCAGCGAGGCCUCCCUCGCCAACGGCUGGGGCUCCGCCUCCGAGGACAAUGGCGUCAGUGCCCGCGCCAGCCUGGUCAGCUCCUCCGAUGGCUCCUUCCUGGCCGAUGCCAACUUUGCCCGUGCCCUGGCCGUGGCCGUGGACAGCUUCUGCCUCAGCCUGGAGCCGGGGGAGAAUGAUCGAGUCUUUGCAGACUUCUCCCCUCCAGCUUCUCCACUGCACGGUCCCUUACCCACUGUCCUAAGCCUGCCUGGCCCAGUUCCACUGCCAGGGUGGGACUGGAUGGAGGAGAUGGAGGCCAGAUACAGGCUGUGGCUAGGGCGAGGGCCCCAGGCCCGGAGGGCGGCCAGCCUGGGUCCAAGCCCUGUGAUUCCCGAUCAGCCCAUCACAGAGCCUGGGGACCAGGGAAGAGAUGGCACCUCCUGAUGCCCAGGGAGCCGGAGAUCAGGGGCCUCAUCUCUGCCAACUCCUGGCUUGUGAGUCCAGGUGAUCUCUACCCCACCCUGAGCCAAAUCUCCCUUCCUGGGCACCACUAGGAGGGUCCCCUUUUUCUUCCCCAAGCCAGCCCCAGUCAUUCUCAGUAGAGUGGGCCUUCCCUGCCCCCCUACAGUUGGAGGAGGAUUGGGGAAACCCUCUGGAGCUUCCGAGUUUCUGGCAGACUGGUGGAGGGAAUAGCAUUUCCCCCCCCCCCCAACACUCCCGAAAGGAUCCGGCAUUUCAGUGGUUCCUGCCAAAUUCACACUCCCACCAACGCCAGGAGAGAUUCCGACCCUUUACCCAAUUUCUGAUUCCUUCCCCCAACACAAACCCUCUUUCCCCAUACAGCCCCUCCCCUAUCCUACUGACCCUCAUUCCCUCCCCCGACACCUCCCCACAUUGUAAAUAAAGUGGAAUUUUUCUGGAA